Bacillus rossius redtenbacheri is the source of this 2116-nucleotide messenger RNA. RefSeq names its product acetylcholinesterase-like. The record is from RefSeq and is a predicted model, not a curated record. The transcript has 7 exons. Gene Ontology annotation, molecular function: neurexin family protein binding; signaling receptor activity. Gene Ontology annotation, biological process: neuron cell-cell adhesion; postsynaptic membrane assembly; modulation of chemical synaptic transmission. NCBI's taxonomy places the organism in Eukaryota, Metazoa, Arthropoda, Insecta, Phasmatodea, Bacillidae. Gene Ontology annotation, cellular component: cell surface; synapse; plasma membrane. Bases 1 to 2031 code for a protein of 676 amino acids.
AUGGGGGAUGAAGGGCUACCGACCCAUGAAACUCACAUAGGGCUGCAAGAAGGCCUCCCCGCCAUCGAAGCAGUGUUCACGUCCAGAAGUGCGGACGCACGCAGACAGAAGCUGGAGGUGGACAGGAAGGAAGGGGGUGGGGCUGCUGGCUGUGCGGUUCCCGCCACACACCGCGCCAGUCCCGCCGCCGCCAUGCUCGCCGCCGCCAUGCUCGCCGCCGCACUGCCGCUGCUGGGGGCGGCGCUGGCCGCCGCCGGCCCGCCCCUCGCGCGCACCUCCUCGGGCUCCCUGGCGGGCCUGGAGCUGCCCACCGCCGCCGGCCCCGCCGCCGCCUACCUGGGCGUGCGCUACGCCGCGCCGCCCCUGCGCUUCCGCCCACCGCAGCCGCCGCCCGCCGCCCCCGACCGCCGCGUGGACGCCACGAGGUUCGGAGCCGCCUGCUACCAGCCGCCGCACCUCACCGAGCUCAUGUACCCGCAGCUGACGCUGCGGGAGAAGGACCGCAACGUGUCGGAGGACUGCCUGUUCCUCAACAUCUACUCGCCGGCCAGGCCGUCAGAGGGCGCGCCGCGCGCCGUCAUGGUGUGGCUGCCUGGGGAGGGCUUCAGCUUCGCCGACGCCGCGCAGUUCGACGGCUCCCACCUCGCGGUCCGCGGCGACGUCAUCGUCGUCACCGUCAACUACAGGGUCGGAGUGUUCGGGUUCCUGAGCACGCGCAACAGCUCGGCGCCGGGCAACCUGGGGCUGAUGGACGUCGUGCAGGCGCUCCGCUGGGUGCGUCUCAACGCCGCGGCGCUGGGCGGAGACCCGGAGCGCGUGACGCUGUUCGGGCGCUUCACGGGCGCCAUGCUGGCCUCGCUGCUGCUCACCAGUCCCCGCCUGCUGCAGCGCGCCGCGGGAGCUCCCAGGCCCCUCGUGGCCCGCGUCGUGCUGCAGAGCGGGGUCGCCUCCUCGGGCUACGUGCUGGACCCGGACCCCGGCAACAGGACCGCGGCGCUGGCGAGGCUCGCCGCCUGCACGGGCCCCCACGAGCAGGUGAUGCGCUGCCUGCGGGAGCUGCCAGCCGAGCGACUAGACGAGCUGUCCUGGAAGGUGCCCAGGCUGUGGCGCCCACACGUGGACGGCGACCUGGUGCCCGCCGACCCCCUGGUCUCGGCGCGCCGCCGCUCCUACCACCGCUUCGUGCAGGUGCUGCUGGGCGAGACGAGCGGCGAGGGCUCCCUCUGCCUGCUGCAGCACUUCUUCCUGGAGACCGAGUUCGCGCAGCCCAUCCUCGCCGACAACGUGACGCGGCGGGAGUUCGCGCGCCUCGUGCAGGAGCACGUCUACGACUACCUCAAGGUGAAGGAUCCCUCGGUGCUGGAGGCCACGCAGCACGAGUACCGGCCCUGGCCCCCGGACAGCGGCAGCUACCGGGACCACUACCUGCGGCUGUGCGGCGCGCUCUACACCCGGGUGCGCUCCGAGCAGCUGGCCCGCUGGCUGGCGCGCUCGGGCUCCGCCGUGUGGCGCUACGAGUUCGCGCACCGGCCCAGCGCCUCGCACCACCCGCCCUUCAUGGGCGCCGCGCAUGGCGACGAGGUGUUGUUCGUGUUCGGCCUGCUGGACCCGGGCGCCUCGCCGCCCGACGAGCUGCGGCUGCAGGAGCGCGUCAUCGCCGCCUGGACCAACUUCGCCAAGACCGGGAACCCCAACCCGGUGCCGGGCGGCGACUGGUGGCCGCAGUUCCUGGACGAGGGCAGGCAGAUGUACGUGCUGGCGGCGCCCAACGACUCCGUCAAGUCCAGCGAGUUCCUGUCCCGGGACCUGGACUUCUGGGGCGCCGUGGUGCCGCGCCUGCUCAGGCACGCGCACAGGGCCCGGCAGCACCCGGGCACCACGCCGGCACCACCCUGCGGCAGCACCACCUCCUUGCCGCUGCUGGUGCUCAGCCUGGUGCUGGCCACGGCCCUGCUGCUCAUCUGCUACUACCUGUUCCACCGCGCGAGGCCCCCAGGCGCCGCGCUGCUGCACGAGAUGGUGCUGCAGUAGCUGCCGGCACCACCUGGCUGCCUGCUGCUGCUACCUCUGGCACCAUGCUUCAACCAGGCCGCUUCAGCACAGACGGUGAUGACUC